AUGGGCAUCAGCCUGCCAACUAGGCAGCUGCGCGGCCCAGGGAAGGCGCUUGCCUGCUUCAGUGGAUGCAGCUGCUCCUGCAAUGACGCUGGCCUUGAAGGUGCCCCUCCAGGCUGGCAGUCUGAACGCGGGAGGGGAAAGGUGGCCUCCAGGGCCGUGCCAGCGUCCCACCUGCACCGCCCGGGGAGGGGAGGACAGGGGCACGGGGAUUUCAGCCUCUCGGGGGGCCGCGCUCACUCUGGUCCGAGUUGGCCGACCGGCCGCCGGUCGCCGGCCGCGCAGAGCCGCGCUCUGGAGCAGCCGCGAGCCUACGGCUUUGUGAACGCAGCUCUCGCUGGGUCCGCCAGAGGUCGCCCUAGGGCCGUCGUCUUCGUGAACAGCUGCAAGUCGUACCUGCCGGCAGGAGGCCAGACGGCCCAGCAGACCCCGCGGGAGAGGCUCCCGGGAGCCAGGAGGUGGCCUCUUCCGGGAGACGGGACGGGCGUUCAGCCAGGGCCUCCCUGGCCAUUUGCACAUCAGCACGUGGAGACCAGCAGCUGGCUUCCUUGUGUUCGAGCGCAGGUCGGUUGCCAGCCAGCAGGCUCCACCCGACUGCGUUGUUUACAGACAGGAGACCAGGGACAUUCCCCAGAGGCUCAGAGGGCAUGCGGCCUGCUGACUCCCUGCUCCCAGAUCUGGCCUCCAGAGCUGUGUGGCGGUUCCUGUCACCAGGACAGAGUAACAAGGUGGACACCUACAAAGGUGGGCCCAGUGCGGCCUCCACAGGUCCCCCCUGCAGGGGACACACGUCCUCCAUUCGUCUGGACCAGCCUGUCCUGGUGUGGGCCUGGCUCCCUGACCACCCACAUGGAAAGACCGAGGAAGUCACCACAGGCAAGGUGUGAGGCCCACUGCCUUUCCCAGACCCGGGCCGCUGCCACGGGGCUCUCUCAGGUUUCUGCACAGCACCGUUAUGGCAGCGGAUUGAGUGCUUCACCAGGAAGUUGGACACGACGAUGUGCUGGCCACCAGCAGCCUCUGGAUGCAGCUGAACAACCGCCCUGCAGGGUUCGGCAGCCCACUUGUCAGCAGCUCGCCUCUAUCCUCGUUCCUCCUGUGUCACCAGGCGUGUGACAGCUCAUUAGUGGCCCGCCAUGUACGGCAGCCGCGGCUGCCCCCACGCAGGAUGGCAGGCAGCUGUCCCAAGAGGCCCCAUGUGUCUCCAGGGCCUCAGCAGCUUGUGCACACACCCCAUGGCUCCUUGCAGGCCCGGCCGGCCCCUGCUGCCCAGAUGAGCGGCUCAUGCUGAGGGGAUGGAGGGCGCACAGAGUCCCCUGCAGCCGCUGGAACCUUCUCCUGGGAAGUUCGAAUUAGCCACUUGCAUCAUACCACCUUGAGCCUUUGAACUACAGAAAACACGCAGGCAUUCACGGUUGGAGGCAGGGGAUGGUGGUAAAGCCUCAAGCAUGGGGCACAGAGACGAGGACUCGGGACAAGCAGGGCCACCCGAGGCCCAGAGCUCCGUCAGGAGGGCAGACACAGCGAUGCACCUGUGGCACCUCCCUCAGAGGCGUAGGACUCUUUAGGGCACCCUCCCCACGAGGUCUGAACCAGUGGCCACACACUGUGCAGGCGACAGCCACGUCCCGGGGCAGGACUCCCCUCUUCAGCAUCCCCAUCUCCGGGCAGUGGACGUGGCCCUGGAACAACCCAACGGCUGUCUUGAAACUGCCUUUUUUUUCUCGGCAACCAUCUAAAAUAGAGUAGCUCUUGAUGAAGUUUUCUGCCUCUUUUUUUAGUUUCUGAGCUAAUAAUAUGUUACACAGAUGUUAGUGCUGAAGGGACAGGAUGCAUCUACAUGCCAGGGCCUGGGUGGCACACUUGCCCAAGCCGCUGUCCCCUCAGGAGCCUAGGAGGGCAGAGCAGGGUCCCAGGGUCCCACCCGCACACCCACAAGCGUUUUGAGCCCUUUAUCACUGGGGACACUAUUUAUCCUUGUUCCGCAGCAGGUGGACUGUCCAUUGAGCUUGGGGUAGACAAGGUCCGUUUUAAACACACAGAAAAACAUAACUCCAAAGCGUCUGUAGACAUGAUGCCAGGGUCACCACAGCCCCAUAAGCGCAUCUUCUCAGGGACUCAUCUGGGAGAAUCCAUGAGGCAUGGCUCUGUGAGAUGAUGGGGCUGCUUCCCCGCGCCUCCUGUCCCCCAGCCCCCUUUCUCCUCCCUGGACAGGGCCUCCCAGGCUGCACACUCAUCCUCUGACACAGGCAUGGUUGUGACUAGGCUAGGGCCCAUUCACAGGGCCAGUCACAACAUCCCAGAAGCAGAAGGAAGGACUUUGGGCAGAGAGCACCAAGGCCACCCCUAUGCUCUGCACCUGCCCAGCCAAGAGUGGCCUUUCAGACAGGCGGCCGGGUGAGCCGAAGUCCUGGUGCGUCCUCCCGGUGCCUUCCUGAGCUGGGCCACGUGGCCUCAUCUGGAGAACAGCCCCCACUCAGGCUGCCAUGUGGCCUGCGCGCCAGGGUAGGACUAACAGGACUCCCCUUCCAUUUAGGUUCUACCCGCUCUGCUCUGCCUCCUGGCAAAAUAACAAGCCUGCGUGUCCUUUGUUAGUGACAAAGCCAUACCCAUCGAAAGUGAAGAAAGCUGGGCGAUGAACGUUCCCUAACUGAAGCGUGAAGCCACCCCAACCAGGGCAGCACGUGUUGGCACAGGGCAGAGGCAGAGGCAGAGACAGACCUACACGGACAAGAGCAUGGGCGACAGUGGGCAACAGCACCUGUGCACAAAAAGGACUCCUGGCCCGGCUCACAUGGCCCAAAGCCAACCCAGGUGCUGGAACAAAACACCCACAGGCCUAGACCAAGUAGGGCUGAAAACUGAGAAAACACCUGAAAGUAUCUGUUUCUCAAGUUGGACAAAGAUUUCCUGCACAUGACACCAAAAGCACAACCCGUUUCAAAAACUGAUCUACUGGGCUUCGCCAGUAUGAAAUCUUCUGACCUUCAGGAGACCCUGUUAAGAGAGAAAAUGCAAGACAGACUGGGAGCAAGUUCACGAGUCACGCUCCUGAUGAAGGGCUUAAAGAGAGCACAAGACGGUUCGUUUUUUAAGAAAAGUUUGAUAAACUGAACAGCUGAUUAAUUAAGCUUUUCUGUCCAUGCAGAGGCACUUUUUCACGGAGAAAGUGCAAAAGCACAAACCCAUAGCGUCCACAGUGCCCAUGCUGACAGAGGCCUGCACGCAGAAUAUAAAAACUCCUACAACUCAGUGAGAAAGGGGCGAGGAGCCCAAUUUUUUAAAUGGAAAAAAUUGCAAAAGAAAAUAUGAAAAUAAGCAGCUGUGAAGAUACCCACUGUCUUCAAUCCUCAGGGCAAUGCACCUAAAAGCCACCAUGAGACCCCCACCUGCCCCGCUCGGCUGACUCCACAGGCCGCCCGCAACUCCACACACGUGCAUGUGCACACAUGGCCAUUUUGGAAAACUGCUCGACCGGACCCAGCUGUCCCACCCCAGGCCCUGGGAAGGACGCUGGUGUCCACACAGUGCCCGGGAGGGAACAUUCCGUGCAGCUUCUGUCAUGAUGGCCAGAACUCAGAGUCCAGGCGCGGUCAGCAGAGAAGCACACGUGAGUGUACCCACAGGCGGGUACCAGUGACGGCCAGCACCGGCUGACCCGCUGGAGCUGAAACAGCCCUGGAAGGGGCUUGAGCAGGCUUGUCUGUCUCUGGGUGGAGUCCCAUGGGUGGAGCACACGGAACACCCCAUCAGCUGGGCGCUGGGAUGAGCAGGAACUCACGACUAAGGUUUUCCUAUUGAGACAAGAAAACACUUCAGUAGCAUCUCAUCUUCAAAGAGCUUCGCCUCAGAGGUCUGUCUCCUGGGGACCAGAACACGCCCCCUAGGCCCCUGCAGGAGCCACGCCCAUUCCUGCAGCUGUUCCUGGGCAUGAUCAAGACAACUUUGGUCCACACCCCCUGCCUGCCUCUCCAGCCUCUUGAAGAGAAGCAACCAGGUGGGGCAACACCCAAGACCACCAGGCCGUCCUGAGAAGGCAGGGCAAGGGCAAGAGGGAGCAGCCUACAGCCCCCAGCACUGGCGAGGGCCCAGGGCAGCUGCUUUGGCCACUGCAACACUUCCCCACCUUCCCCACCACCGAGGAGUUGUUUUGGGAAACUUCUCAGGUUGCAGACUCAUGAUCUGAUGCUCCCAUAAAAUGUGGGGACUUCCUGCUGCACCACAAGGUGCAGGGCCCAGGGCCUGCGCACUUUCUCCUGCAGCCCACGCAGCCCUGCUGUUUCAAAGCUCGCUUUGUCCCCCUGCUCUGCCAGGAGCGGCCAGUCCCGGGACCCCGCCGUCUAAAGGAACAUCCUCACAUGCACAGACAGGCGCAGUGUGCCCAGGCAAGCACCCCAGGCUCCUCAGGGCGGAUGCCGGGAGCCGUGGAGACCUCCAUGGCCAGGGUCACGCACAUUUCCCCUGCUUUAACAUUUUAUUUUGCUACUACAAUUAUAUAGAAAUUUACAGUUCAGCAACGUGCACAGUUUUAAAACAUAUUUUCCACAAUGAUAGAAACAAAUUAAAAGUCAAGGCUUCAAAGCAGAGAAGCAGGAGUAACCACAGGUAUUGUAACCUUGUAAAUAUUUUCACCUCUUUGGCUCACCAUUUUCUCAUUUUAUUCUAGAAUUUGUGUAUGUUAGCAAAGGCCAAGAGAUGAAGGUGGGUAAGGAGCAGAGUGGGAGGGCCAUCAAUGAAGCUCUUUCAGCUUUUCUGUGUGAACAUUUUCAUAAGAAAAC
Molecule: messenger RNA, 4775 nt
Organism: Manis javanica (Malayan pangolin)
Lineage: Eukaryota; Metazoa; Chordata; Mammalia; Pholidota; Manidae
Source: RefSeq, a predicted model, not a curated record